Molecule: messenger RNA, 1088 nt
Organism: Galendromus occidentalis (western predatory mite)
Lineage: Eukaryota; Metazoa; Arthropoda; Arachnida; Mesostigmata; Phytoseiidae
Exons: 2
Coding region: 144-902 (252 amino acids)
Source: RefSeq, a predicted model, not a curated record
ACUCGCGAGUGUGCGUAUCUGUUGUCGGUCAUAUCUCAGAAGCUGGCACCAAGAAGCGAUAUCUUUCUGUGAUCGGGACCAUCGCCGUGACCCCCCGAUCAUCCGCUUUAGAAUCCUAGAAAUCCAACGUUCCCUGCUUGAACAUGGAUGUGCAACGUGGAGCUGGUUCGCUCAAAUCAGCUGAGAUGCCAGAGGGAAGUGGGAUGCUGAGCCUCGAUAUCGAGUUGAUCGAUGACGAUUAUUCAAUAUCGUCGUGCUCGACCAGUGAGACAGGAAUGUCGAAUUCUUUCCUGGACGAGGCCAUAACGGGUCUUUAUGACCGCUGGACGAUCAAGAUGAACGAAUGGCUCGGUCGCUGGGCCACUGACACGUCAAUGAGAAACUUCUUAUACUACAUGCAAGAAUUCCGCUUCCUGGAUAUGCAGUCCUUCCCUUCAGCCGACCCGCAAGGAUCCGGUGUCGUGGAGGAAUUCAUGAAGGGGGUACAUCAUGUCGAUGAUUUCCUCCGCAGUGCCGAGUUAGAUAUCGUGAAUGUGGACCGGCGCUUCCCAGAAGGAGUCUACCAUUUCAUCGAUGGUCAGAACUGGGUCCGCACUUUCAACGAUAUUUACACGGCUCUCCAGUAUGCACAAGAUCCGUCGAUGUUGCCGUCUCGUUUCCUCGAACUAUGGAAAUCAGCGAUCAAUACGGCUCUCUGCCUCAACCUGCCGGACGGUAUGACUCGCAAGAAAUUUGAACAGCUGAAUAAAGUGAUCUGGGCGGAUCCCAAGCUAGAGUCAAUCAACACCAUCUCAUGCGAAUCUGAUUUGAAAGAAGCCAAUGUUGAGCCACAUGGCAUCUCUCCGGAGAAGGACUCAGACUCGAAGUUCGGUAUCCUCGGUAGAGACGCAUCCUCGUGGUAAAACGAAAAUAUGAAACAACUUGAGAAUGCGACAACUUCUCGAUGCAUGCCGAAUGCGAAACGAGAAUCAUCCGAGUCAUAUCUCCGCCGUUUUUAGAGACUUUCGGAAUAGCUGCAUGGCGCUCCCCGUGUCAUCCGGGUACUUUAUAUGGGGAUCUGAUACUUUCAAUAAACCAAGUUUUAUUUU